This is a messenger RNA of Cladophialophora immunda, 1313 nucleotides long. RefSeq names its product fumarylacetoacetase. Gene Ontology annotation, biological process: L-phenylalanine catabolic process; L-tyrosine catabolic process; homogentisate catabolic process. The record is from RefSeq and is a predicted model, not a curated record. Bases 60 to 1313 code for a protein of 417 amino acids. The transcript has 4 exons. Lineage: Eukaryota; Fungi; Ascomycota; Eurotiomycetes; Chaetothyriales; Herpotrichiellaceae. Gene Ontology annotation, molecular function: fumarylacetoacetase activity.
GGAGGGUUGGAAGGGGAGUAAGGGCAUGCGGCCAAUCCAUCAAAGACACAUAAAGAAACAUGGGCUCGCUGUCCAACAUCUCGCCCGACUCGCCCUUUACCUUGGACAACAUCCCCUUCGGAGUGUUCUCGACAAAGGAGGAUCCGACUCCGCGGUGUGCAACUGCGAUUGGCGACUUUGCUCUGGAUCUUCGCGCACUCAGUAAAUCCGGCUUCUUCCAAGACGCUUCGGUGACCGAUGCCCUUGGCCAGGCAGCGUUGAACGCAUUUGCAGCUCUCCCGGCGAAGACUAGGACUGCCGCGCGCGAGCACAUCAUCUCUGGCUGCAAAAAUGGCAAGAUCUCAGAAUCCUGCCUGCACAAGCUGGCGGAGGUGAAGAUGCAUCUGCCGGUGGCCAUUCCGGAGUACACCGACUUCUUCUGCUCGCUUGAGCAUUGCACGAACUGCAUGCCUAUAACCAACAGCAAAGUUCCAGAGAACUUCUAUCAUGCGCCCUCGGCAUACAACGGCCGCGCAUCCAGUGUCAUUCCAUCACCAUCUCUGGUCCGUCGACCGAGAGGCGUGUAUUGGAAAGCGGGGACAAAGGAACCCACAUACGGGUUGUCCCAAUUCAUCGAUUUCGAGCUUGAGAUGGGCUACAUCGUGUCCAAACCGGUCCCCUAUGGCGAGACAAUCAAAGUGGACGAUGCGCAAGACCACAUCUUUGGGUUUGUGUUGCUGAACGACUGGUCCAGUCGGGACAUCCAGAUCUUUGAGAUGCCGCCCUUGGGGCCGUUCAAUUCGAAGUCCUUCGGCACCACCAUCUCUCCGUGGGUCAUCACCCUUGACGCGCUGAAAGCGUUCCAGUGUGCGCCGAAGCACGAGAUUCGACCGCUGGAGCACCUGCGCUUCAAGGACUUCGAGCACGGCACUUUCAACAUCAAACUCGCGGCUUCCCUCGAGCGAGACGGCAAGCGACAACAGAUCUGCACCAGCAAUCUGCGCUACCUGUACUGGACCCCUUACCAGCAGAUCACCCACCACGCGUCUGCAAACUGCGGACUACGCACGGGGGACUUGAUGGGCACGGGUACCGUCUCGGGCGACGCCAAAGACGAGAAGACGGGCAAGAAGUUCGAGCUCGGGUGUCUCUUUGAGGCGACACAGCACGCCAGUCAGCCCAUCGCCCUGGAGGGAGGUGGAAAAUUAGGGUAUCUCGAAGACGGCGAUUCUAUCAUCCUGUCGGCGUGGUGUGAAGACUCGACUGGGCGGCGAGUGCUUGGGUUUGGCGAGUGUCGUGGGAAGCUGGUGGGACCUGACGCGCCGAUUGCUUAA